Molecule: messenger RNA, 1954 nt
Organism: Ananas comosus (pineapple)
Lineage: Eukaryota; Viridiplantae; Streptophyta; Magnoliopsida; Poales; Bromeliaceae
Exons: 2
Coding region: 177-1574 (465 amino acids)
Biological process (GO): cell-cell adhesion
Source: RefSeq, a predicted model, not a curated record
CUUCCACUAUUUAAUUUUCAACUACCCGCGGGUUUGGCCAAUCGAUUAUUCCACGCUAUGCCGGCCUACUUAGACUUCUUCCUCCGUCCUUCUCAGACUAAAAUCUAAUCCAAUUAAUCCCCUUCUUCAUCAAUUUUAUUAAUCAAAUUUUCACGAACAAGCCCCCUUUUAUACGAAUGAGCUUAUGGAUCAAGAUCCUCGCGGGGUUACUCCCCGUCGCCGCGAUCGUCCUCCUCUCCGGCCUCCUCUUCUGCUGCCGCCGCCGCCGCCGCCGCGACCAACUCAAUCCCGCACCCGCGUCGCAGCUCGCCGAAGCCGCGGCCAGCAAAUCACCAAAGCUCCCGAAGCUCCACGUGCCGUCUAAAUCGAGAAGCAGCCGGGCAAGCCUCCGCUUCCACCACCUGCGCGAGCAUCGCAGUCUGCCCCGCCAGCAUCAAGAAAACUCUGCUAUCAAUCUGCAGCAGCAGCAGCAGCAGCCGCCUUUCCGCUGGGACGACCACCCGCGGCUCGUCGCCGACGCAGCGGAGAACGGCUGGUCGCGUUUCGUCUUCACGCCCGCCGCCUGCGACUGGGCAGACUGGCCGGGGAAGACCUGGGAGGUGCCGCCCGGGUCCUCGGAGUUCGUCCAGACAGUCCGCCUCAAUCCGGCGAUCAGGAAGAAGAAGAGCAGCGACGACUGCAGCGGAUGCGCCAGCUCCCUCCGGAUGAGCCUCCCCCUCCCCGGGCCGCAAUUGCCGGGCUCCCCCUUCCCGCAAGAAGCCUACUUCGAGAUCACCAUCCUCUACCUCGACUCGCAGUCGCGGUACUCGCCGUCCUCUCGCGCCGACAAACGUUCCACCGAUCAGAGCGACAAGGCGAAGCUGAUCCGACAAACAUCCGCCGACGAAUCCGACUCUAUUGCCAUGUAUCGCCACAAUUUUCGCGGCGGCGGCAGCGGCGGCGGAAUCGACAAGGAAUUUGAAGCGGAACAACGCAAGCAUAAUAAGCCUAUGGUUGUAUCGCUGGGACUCUCGAUUUGUUAUUCUCCGACCGUGAAUUUGCUGCCCGGGACGUACCCGCGAUCCAUCGGUUUCCACUCCGACGGCGCGGUGUAUCUCGACGGGAUGAAAUUGGUUACCGAGUCCGAGAAGUCGAGGUGGGCGAGCGUGAACAGGGUGAUCGGUUGCGGAUUCGAGCCGAGCAAGAAGAAGGUGUUCUUCACCGUCGACUCCCAGCUGAAGCACGCGAUCAGCUGCAACUCGGACGCGUUCGCAAGCCCGCUGUACCCAGUUUUGGCCACCAACGUCGACGUGAUGGUUUCGGUUAACUUGGGGCAGAGCAAGUUCAGGUAUUCGCCGGCCAAUGCACGCCGAACCGCGAACCCGUGCUUCGUCGGAUCGAAUUCCGGGGAAGACGGUUCGAUGGCGAUCGGGUACGAGGACAGCGGGGAGCUGUUCUCGAUGGGCAGAGUGGAUUCAGGGUGGCUCGACAACGCGAAAAACAGGAGCCAGAAGAGUGCUGCUAAUGGUGGUGGUGCCGCUGCAGUCGACUUCGAUGCAGAGUCCGAUCUUUUCGAAAUCUCACUGAAAGAUUGAAGGACAAAUUGGAGACUGUGGUUUCGCAACGCGAUUGAAUUGCGAAAGCGGGAAAAUUCGCGGUAAUUUGAUUUAGGACUGAAUGAAUGAUUCGGUAUAUUGUUUGUUUUGGAUUAAGGGUAGAAUUUGGGAUGGAACCACUAAUUUUAGAGACUGUCACGCUAAGAUGCAUAGUUUAGUAAUUAGGAAUAGGGGUGGGACUGACAUGGAUACAGCUGAUAUACUUUUUUUUUUUUUUUUGGUUCUUUUUUUCUUCUGAAAGAGCAGGUCAGGAUGGUUGAGAAAUUGGAAUUGAUAUAUGCUUCUUGUAAUUUUAUACUGUUUAGUAUUCCUUGCUGUAAAGAGCAUGUGAAAAUACAGCACUGGCCAAACAUUCUUUA